CAAACACGGUUUGGCAACUUUUCCUUUAGUGUGUGAAUUUUGCAAUAUUCAUUGCAGGUUUUUCAUGUUGGUAUUUCUCUGUCGAUCUCCCUGACGAGCCACAGACAGGCAUACCGUUCAGAGUCUGAAUGACGUCCGAAUCCACAGCGAAUAUGGAUGCGUAGGCUGUCAUCCGAUUAUUGUUUGUCUGUUUGCGUCUUCGUUAUCUACCAAGUCUAGCGCAGGUCCUCAGGUGGCAGUGGCACUGCAUCCAAGCCCAUGGACGAGCAGCGAUCCGCACAAGAUGCGUUGGCCGCCAGGAAUAACGAGCGAGCGCAGAUCAUUUUCUUUGGAUGGGGGAAGGCAGCAACCAAGUGCCUGGAAGUUCUCUUCCGGGAGUAUCCCGGGCAGUUUGAUCUUACGAUCGUGAGUCAUACCGCACAGGAUGACGAAAAUCAAUUGGACACUAAGCUGGCUGAGCUGUGCGGUGAACAACCUGGAGCAAGUUCUUCAGGCACCACGAACAUAGCUAGCACCGACGGAGAAAAUAAAGUAGCGUUCCUUACGACGGCAACUGACCUCGUCGAGCAAGAGCGAACGCAAACGACAAACAGCACAGCAACCGGAAGUGGCAGUAGUGCUGCACCAUCCACGAGCACUGUCACCACGGGGGCUCCAGAUGCUGACAAGGUAGCAUCAUCUGGGCAGAGGAUUGAGACCCUAUAUUUCCAUGGAGGGCAGCAUGUGUGCCACUUGUUUCCCGAUUCCAUCGCACCCGAAAAGAGCGAAGCCUUGCUGCUGCAGAACCGGAAUGCCAACUUUGAUCUAAUGAUGUCGGUCUCCUACCGGAAACGCAUCAACUGCCUCCACCUCGCACCCUACCGCGUCAACUUUCAUCCGAGUCUACUGCUUAUGAAAGGCAAAGACAGUUGUAGUGCAUUUGGCACGGAUGGGGAUGGCAUCCUGCCCCGAUAAGCGAUGUGUCCACUGAUGUUCCUAGUUUGUGUUCAACAGCGCGAGGCACUCGACGCCUUUUUGUUACGUUGUACACGCUCAUUGUAAUUUCAAUUCCAAUGCAGCUGGCUUUCGGGCAGCCAAUACUCUCUCACCUUCGUAUUCACUGACGUCAAUGUGGCCGCGGCACGAAGAUUAUGUCGAUCUAGAAAAUUCCGACCACUGUAUUUCUCUUUCAUAGCGACGAAGCAUCGUGGCUGUUUUACGGGCUUUUGGGCCAUCUUCGAUGGCGAUACGGAAACCGGUGUUACGUGCCACCACAUGGAGGAGAAAUUUGACCGCGGCAAAAUCCUGUCGGUCGAGAAGUUACUGCUCACUCACCAAGAGACCAGCAAGAGCCUGUAUGAUGCCCUGCUACCGGUCACCCAGGCUUGCUUUCUGAACGUGCUGCGAAUGUUCUUCGAGUCAAAAACUGCAUCCGCUGCAGCGGAGAAGGCUGAUGUUUCUUAUUCUCUACCGGAAGGAGCUGAUCAAGUGGGGGAGCCAUCCUACCACCGGCGGAAGUUACCGCACUCCGGGGUAAUUCAGCCCGAUUGGGCGGAGGAAAAGGUCGAGCGCUUUAUCCGCGCUAUGACCUUUCCCCCGCACGAAGGGGCAGUCUUUAUCGACGCAAAUCAGAAACGAUACCCCUGCGACACACUUAGCGACUACCGAGAAGCGAUUGCUGCAAACAAGAGCACGACAUAAUGAUGCCACAGAUAAAAUAGGAGUAAGAAAGAGAAUGAAAACUUGAACUUUUUUGCCAAUCCGGUCAAGGCUGCAGAAUGACCGAAACGCAAUGAUGCGUAUCCAUUUGCUUGGUAUACGGAUCGCUUCCUCGAGG
Amoebophrya sp. A120 is the source of this 1816-nucleotide messenger RNA. NCBI's taxonomy places the organism in Eukaryota, Dinophyceae, Syndiniales, Amoebophryaceae. The record is from the annotation of a GenBank genome assembly.